Macroventuria anomochaeta is the source of this 1318-nucleotide messenger RNA. RefSeq names its product Brix-domain-containing protein. The record is from RefSeq and is a predicted model, not a curated record. Gene Ontology annotation, molecular function: rRNA binding. Gene Ontology annotation, biological process: maturation of LSU-rRNA from tricistronic rRNA transcript (SSU-rRNA, 5.8S rRNA, LSU-rRNA); ribosomal large subunit assembly. NCBI's taxonomy places the organism in Eukaryota, Fungi, Ascomycota, Dothideomycetes, Pleosporales, Didymellaceae. Gene Ontology annotation, cellular component: nucleolus. The transcript is spliced from 2 exons. The coding region runs from base 161 to 1156 and encodes 331 amino acids.
CUGCUGCCCACGCCCCACCAGAUUGCGACUUCGGAUUUUGUCCAAUUCUGCCUUAUCAGAUGCUCAGAUGCAGUCCGUGCGUCCACAGGGUCACCUUCUCAAAAAAAAAGUGACUGCCAAGAGUUCGAGCUGCACCGAACAACCCAAAUAGCCACCCACCAUGCUGAAGGCAGUCAAACCCAAGAAUGCCCGCGCGGCGCGCGCCAUGAAGGCACGUGAGCCUCAGCAGAACGAGAACCCUAAGACGACUCUCUUCGUGACGGGCCAGAAGACCUCCCAGAUCCUCAAGCUUGCCGUCGCCGACCUCGCUACCCUCAAGCGACCCUUUGUCGAGCGCUUCACCAAGAAGAACGACAUCCAUCCCUUCGACGAUGCCUCCUCGCUCGAGUUCUUCUCUCUCAAGAACGAUACCUCUCUCCUCGCCCUCUCUCUGCACUCGAAGAAGCGCCCACACUGCCUGACCCUCGUUCGUACAUUCGACCACAAGCUGCUUGACAUGCUGGAGCUGUACAUCAACCCAGAGACCUUCCGCACACUGCAGCAAUUCAAGAAUAAGAAGCCCAGCAUUGGUCUGAAGCCGCUCAUCUCCUUCCACGGCACCGUCUUCGAAGACCCCAACGAGACAAAAUACACCCUCGCCAAGAGCCUCCUUGUCGACCUCUUCCGCGGCCAAGACACAGACGAAGUCGACGUCGAAGGCCUGCAAUACCUGAUUAGCGUUUCGGCCGAAGAGCCCACCGACUCGCGUCCCAACCCAGAGAUCAAAUUGCGCUUCUACCUGCUCAGGACCAAGCGCAGCGGGCAAAAGCUUCCGCGUGUAGAGGUUGAGGAAAUGGGUCCACGCAUCGACUUCACGCUCGGCCGCGAGCAGUUCCCCGACGCAGACAUGCUCAAGGAAGCCAUGAGGAAGCCCAAGGGUACCGAGGAACGAACAAAGAAGAACGUCUCGACGGAUGCUAUGGGCGACAAGGUUGCGAAGAUUCACCCCGGCAAGCAGGACUUCAACACGCUGCAGACGAGGAAGAUGAAGGGUCUGAAGCGAAGUCGUGACGAGGACAUUGAGGGCGAUGCGCAGAUGGCUGACGCAGACUCUGGUGAUGAGGUCGACAGUGAUGCGUUGAAACAGGCAUUGCUGAAAAAGGCGAAGAAUCAGUGAGAGCGGAAGAAGAGAUUUGCAUGGGCGGCGUUACGGCAUUUUGGGAGUUCAUGAGGGGUUAUACCACCUUCGCGGCAAUGGGCAUGUCAAAGUGCUGAGUCCACGAACAAUCGUAGUUAGAUGUAUAGUGGGAUAUCUUUGAAUCUAUCUGUUCAGCUUUCC